UUCUAGUGUUCAUCUCUCGAGCGCCUCUCUCUCGAUCUCUCGCUCGUCUUCUCUCCCGCUCCCAGCGAGCGGAGCACCACCUGGUCCGCCUCCACGCCGAUAUCUACCCCUCUCUCCCUCCCUCUCUUGGUUCCCAACCCUAGCUCCGCAUCCAUCCCCCUACUCACAUCUCUCACUUUCUAUCUUCUUGCUCUUUGCCCCUUCCUCCUGACCUCCCGAGGCGCUCAUGGGCACGGAACGUAGCGACGCUGCCGACGUCGAUAAGCUCUACGAGUAUGGAGAGAGGCUGAACGAGGCGCAGGACAAGUCCCAGCAUGUGAGUGACUAUGAAGGGAUAAUUUCUGCUGUGAAUGGUGAUAGUGUCAAGGCUAAGCAGCUGGCGGCACAGCUCAUACCUAGGUUUUUUAGGCAUUUCCCUAAUCUCUCUACCAAGGCCACGACUGCGCUGUUUGAUUUGGUUGAAGAGGAUGAGCUUGCGAUUAGAAUACAAGCAAUCCGUGGGCUUCCUCUCCUCUGUAAGGAUACACCUGAGUAUGUUUCUAAGAUUGUGGAUGUACUUGGCCAACUUCUAACUUCUGAGGAAACUGUUGAACGUGAUGCAGUGCACAAGGCCCUUAUGACUCUUUUAAGACAAGAUGCGAAAGCAUCAUUGACAGCACUAUUCAGGCAUAUUGAGCAAGGUGUGGAAAAUAUUCGAGAAAAGGUUAUUGGUUUCAUCAAGGACAAGGUGAUUCCUAUGAAAGGCGAGCUUCUGAAGCCUCAAGCAGAAAUGGAAAGGCAUGUCACUGAUUUGGUGAAGAAAAGUUUACAGGAUGUAACUGGUGAUGAGUUUAAGUUAUUUAUGGACUUCCUGAAUAGUUUCAGCAUAUUUAGGGAUAAUGCUCCUCCAGAGCGUGUGCAAGAACUGAUUGAAAUAAUUGAGGGACAAGCAGAUCUUCAUGCACAAUUCAAUGUCUCAGAUAUUGAUCACAUUAACAGAUUGAUCUCAUGCACGUUUAUGGCAAUUCCAUAUUUUAAGAGAGGUGCAUCAAGCAGCAACUUCCUCAACUACUUCAACAAACAGAUCAUUCCUGUUUUUGACAAGUUCCCUGAAGACCGGAAGUUAGAUUUGCUGAAGACUCUCGCUGGUAGUUCAGCUUAUGCGUCUGCCCAAGAUUCACGGCAGCUUCUUCCUGCUGUUGUUGAUCUACUUAAGAAAUAUAUGCCUCGAAGAAAGACAGAGGAGACAAAUUUUAAUUACGUGGAGUGCUUACUAUACGCUUUUCAUCACUUAGCCUACAAGACGCCAAACUCUACAAACAGUCUUUGUGGUUACAAGAUUGUAACUGGCCAGCCAUCAGACAGACUUGGAGAGGAUUUUUCUGAAAACUACAAGGAUUUUAUGGAAAGAUUAAGUUCAAUUGAGGAACUAGUGAAAGUAGCAAUGAAAAAACUAAACCAGGGGAUGGCGGAACAAGACAAAUUGAUGAGUGCAGCCAAGACUGAAGAGGCAAAGGCUGCUGUUAGAAAAGACAAGCAGAAAACCACCACCAGCCUACGCAUUUGUAACAAUAUACUUGCAAUGACACAGCCACUGCAUUCAAAAUCUCCAUCUUUCAUUGGCGAUGACAAAGUUAACCUAUCAGGAACUGAACUACCAAAGCGUGUGCAAGCGUCUGCAGGUGGCAAGAGGAGUGCAACUUCUGCCAAUGUUGCAACAAAUACAAUAGCUUCCAAGAAGGGGCGGGGUGCUGGAGGUAUGCAAAACCAGCUUGUGACUAGAGCUCUCGAAGGCUUAUCUCGUGGUGGGAGAAACAACGGAAGAGGAAGGGGUUGGGGUGGCCGUGGGAGGGGAAGAGGUUAUCGUUAAUUUCAAAUCUUUCAAGUGGAUACAUGUAUCAAUCAUGAACUUUUCUUCAGAGGUCACAUGGAAAUCCAAUCAUUUGGAGAAAGGUUGAUGAGUGGCGUUUCGGAGCUAUGUUUGGCUGAAUUUUUCCUUCUAGUCAGAGCAUGCAUGCCAAUCGGAGUUGCCCUUUUGCUAGGUUCUAAUGUUGUUUCCUCAGGGAGAAUUCAUUGUGAAGAUAUGUCUAAUGUUCACUGAGGGUGAUCUGCUGAUCAUAGAAGUGCUUUUUAUAUUAUUACUGAGGGAUUAUAGUUGUUGGAUUCAGGGUUAUGAAGCUAUUUGCUUGAUUUAGAUCACAUCUCAGAAUUUUUGAUCACUUGGAUUGUUAACUAUUCUGUUGCAAAAUAACAGGAUUAAACUGACAGUAUGCCAACUCUUUUAAGCUAUUCAACAUUUCCACUGACUGAUGCGAUAGAUUGUGAUGAA
Dioscorea cayenensis subsp. rotundata (Guinea yam) is the source of this 2308-nucleotide messenger RNA. RefSeq names its product apoptosis inhibitor 5-like protein API5. Gene Ontology annotation, cellular component: nucleus. The transcript has 16 exons. The coding region runs from base 227 to 1849 and encodes 540 amino acids. Gene Ontology annotation, biological process: regulation of programmed cell death. The record is from RefSeq and is a predicted model, not a curated record. Lineage: Eukaryota; Viridiplantae; Streptophyta; Magnoliopsida; Dioscoreales; Dioscoreaceae. Gene Ontology annotation, molecular function: mRNA binding.